Messenger RNA from Blastomyces gilchristii SLH14081, 593 nucleotides. RefSeq lists its product as uncharacterized. The transcript is spliced from 2 exons. The annotation marks the transcript as partial. The record is from RefSeq and is a predicted model, not a curated record. Lineage: Eukaryota; Fungi; Ascomycota; Eurotiomycetes; Onygenales; Ajellomycetaceae.
UGUUUCACAUACACUCUUACAAAGAAACUUUCACUAUAUUACAUCACUCAUUCACUAACUUUUCCCAUUCUUCAAUUAUCUUCUUCAUCAUCAUCAUCAUUGAAUGUUACUAUCUUAUUCAAGAUUUCUACUUCUUCUUCUAUUCAACACUUUCUAUCUGUUCAUCUAUCACAUUAUACAUGUUUCUGACAAUGACUCUCUGUUCUCACAACAAGUGUCAUUGUAGUACUCAUACCAGGCAGUUUGUUAGUAAAUCUUCACACAUUGACAGAUCUGCAUUCACUGAUAAUUGUGAUCUCAAUGUUGAAUUAUUGAUUGAGAACUUGAAGAAUGUGAUAAUGAAGAAAUUGCCUGUGUCAUGUAUGACUGAGUCUCUCAUGUCUCUCUCUAUUCUCUCUGUUUCUUUCUCUGCUGCUUCUUCUCAAUCUUCUAUACCUGUCUCUGUGUCUGGUUCUCCUGCUCCUGCUAUUCCUGUUCCUGCAAUUCUCACUUCUGCUACUUCUGCUUCCUCUGAUUCUGUUAUCUCUGCUUUCAUUACUAGCUCUCCCUGUUUCAAGAAGAUAUUGUAUAGACUUAAUGAAUCACAUUUCUCA